This is a messenger RNA of Stomoxys calcitrans (stable fly), 985 nucleotides long. RefSeq lists its product as uncharacterized. Bases 65 to 877 code for a protein of 270 amino acids. The record is from RefSeq and is a predicted model, not a curated record. The transcript is spliced from 2 exons. Lineage: Eukaryota; Metazoa; Arthropoda; Insecta; Diptera; Muscidae.
CUCAGAAGCAUUCAAUGGGAAAACAACCACAAAGUGCUUCAAAUAAAGUUAGAAAAUCGCAACCAUGAACAUCCUAAUGAAAAUUGUGGUACUUUUAACGAUAUUACAGUUUGGCAUUAGUUUGCCAUUGGCGGACGAAAAUGCCGAUAUCAAAUUGCCCUUAGAAGGUUCAAUAGAGCAAAAGCCCGAGGAAGAAUCAGCCAAAUUGAUUCCAGCCGAAGAGCAAAUCCCAAUCAAAUCAAAAAAUCCUAAGGCAAAUAAGAAGCACGUGUUACAACCUGCCCCCAGGAAGCAUAUACCAGUGCCAGAAGAUUCUCAGCAUGAAAUGGAACAAAAUUCCCCUAAUAAUGAAGGCCAAACAUUGAGACUUCCAGCACCAGAACCUUUUGAUUUUGUUCCACCUCAAGAAGGAUCAACCAAUUUGUUGCCCUCGGUGCCCGAUUUAGAACAAAUAAAACGUGACCAACUCUUUGCUUUGGCUAUGGCCCAAUUUGUCCAAUACACCAGGUCAUUGGCGAAACAAAGCGAAGAUAAACUUGGCGCGAUACUAAAGGAUUUGGAACAAGUGAAAGAUGACAAUAACUCCAAACUUAUUGAUGUAGAAACCAAGGCGAUUACCAAAUAUUUGAAGAAAGUAAAAAGAUAUCACAUGGACGUCUCAAGCAUGAUGGCAAAAACAAUAGCCAUUCCUUUGAAUUUCCAAAAGCUAGUUGAGGACUUGAAAUCGCAAGCGAAAGGUAACAUUGAUAUGGAGCAAAUCUUACAGCUAAAUAAUCUCGAUGAUUUUGGAAAAGAUUUUGCAAAUUAUUUCGAUGGUUUAAAGAGAAUUCACUUCGAAGCGAUUGAAAAAUUCAUUAAGAAAAGCAUUAAAGCCUAGAAUGGGGAAUACAUUUUCCGUACGUUUGCGGCUCACAAAAUAUGAAUCCUACAGUUGAACGUUAUAAGCACAAUGCUGAAAUAAAGUAUUCAAUGUUUCAACAAUAAA